Epinephelus moara (kelp grouper) is the source of this 1065-nucleotide messenger RNA. RefSeq names its product transcription factor 15 (gene tcf15). The record is from RefSeq and is a predicted model, not a curated record. Gene Ontology annotation, biological process: regulation of transcription by RNA polymerase II; developmental process. Gene Ontology annotation, molecular function: RNA polymerase II transcription regulatory region sequence-specific DNA binding; protein dimerization activity; DNA-binding transcription factor activity, RNA polymerase II-specific. The transcript has 2 exons. The coding region runs from base 211 to 750 and encodes 179 amino acids. NCBI's taxonomy places the organism in Eukaryota, Metazoa, Chordata, Actinopteri, Perciformes, Serranidae.
AGAGCCCAGCUGACCAGGUAGUCAGCGUCCAUCCCUAAAAUAGGCCAGUUCAAACUGACUUUAAGAAAAGUCGGUCAGCUUUAUUAAAAACCUCUUUUUCUUCACAGGUGGUUACACGCAGCCUUUGUGCCAUACUGAGAUGUAGGAUUGGACCCUGAGUUUGUUUUCGGUCUGAUCUAACAGAGGAUUUGGAGCCGGAACAUUUUGAAGAUGACUUUCGCCAUGCUGCGGCCUGUGGCGACACACUUGAUCUACUCAGACUUCACCAUCACGUCUGAGGAUGAUGAAAACCGCAGCGAGAGCGACGGCAGCUCGGAGCAGAGUUACUGCGGCUCCACAGUGAAACGAAGGAGGAUUUCGCGCAAACUGGAGGGAGAGCCCCCGGUGGUGGUGAAACAGAGGAGCGCGGCUAACGCCAGGGAGAGAGGCAGGACCCAGAGUGUCAAUACCGCGUUCACAGCUCUUCGGACUCUCAUACCCACUGAGCCGGUGGACAGAAAGCUCUCCAAGAUUGAAACGCUCCGACUGGCAUCCAGCUACAUUUCCCAUCUGGCCAACGUGCUCCUGCUCGGAGACGGCGGCGCUGAUGGACAGCCCUGCCUCGGCGCGGUUCAUGCGCAAGGAGAGAGCGGGGCGCAGCAGCCGCGGACCAUCUGCACCUUCUGUUUGAGCAACCAGAGGAAAGGGAUUAAGGAUGGAAAAGACUGUUUAAAAAUGCGAGGGCUGGGUCCGCUGCGAAUGAGACGCUGACUGAAGACCAGUGAAUGAUUAGCAACCUGAAAAUCCUCAAAGACUUUCUCAGGGAAGAGUCAAAGCUGGUGUUACAUAUCACACACACACACACACACACACACACACACACACACACACACACACACACACACACACAUGCUGGAUCAAAUGAUGGAACCAAAGAAGGGGCUAUUUAUACUUGACUGGGAAAUUUAAGCAUAAGCCUUUCAGAGAUGCAGUGCAUUUGUUUGAAAACUUAUGAGUUCUUGUUCUUUUUCUUCUUUUUUUUACCCCUCAAAAAGUUUAAAUAAAAUAUAUUUUAUCAAAAUAAAA